GUACAGGCUUCAUGCACGCGAGGCGCUGGGUACCAAGCUUAGUUAUUUUCCGAACAUCAUGGCGGACCCCGUGACUGAAGAACAAACCAGUGAGCAAAACGGUGGACAAGCUGCCAUUCCGCCUCCAGGAACCACAGAUAAUGAGACAACGACAUCUGCUAAACCAGGGGAAAGCAUAUUCGCAUCGAAGGGCAAAGAUGAUCCUGCGAAAAUAUUUGUUGGGGGUCUAAACAGCUGCACCACAAAUGAGAGUUUACAUGCUUACUUCUCUCAGUUCGGCGAAGUGGUGGACGUCAACGUGAAAUACACACAAGAACAAAUGGGAAAUCUGAGAGACACAAAUGAGCAAAAUGUCAGGUCCAGAGGGUUUGGCUUUGUUCUUUUUGGAAGUCCGGAAAUUGCCAAAAAGGUUUUGGCAGAGGAACACACAGUGGACGGCAAGGCAAUUGAGGUCAAGAAAGCAGUCAGGCACGGCCAACCAAGAUCCAAGAAACUCUUUGUGGGCGGCAUCCCAAACUUCAUAUCAGAGGAAAUACUCAAUGCGUACUUCGGUGCGUUUGGCGAAAUUAUUGAAACAAAGAUCAUCAUCAACCACCAAACCCAGAGGCGUCGCGGCUUCGCCUUCAUCCAAUUUGAGGAUGAGACCACGGUGGACACAAUCGCCAUAGUCAAGCACCACGAGCUGGAAAACGGUACAGAGAAAUGCCGCGUAGAGGUGAAGCCCGUCCUGCCACAGACAGACAAGUUCAGGGAAGGUGGCUUCAGAGGGCGAGGAGGGUUCAGAGGAAACGGACGGAGGGGCGGAUUUGGAGGUGGCGGUUACGGUCAACAGCAAGAGGGCUACCAAGGGGGCGGCCCUUACAACAACUAUGAAGGAUACAACCAAGGUGGGAGGGGUGGGUACAACCAGGGAGGGUACCAGCAAGGUGGGGGCAGCGGCUACUAUCAAGGCGGGUACGACCAAUCUGGAUACAACCAGCAAUACGACCAACAACAGUAUCCGGGCUACCAGGGAUACAACUAUAAUUACCAGAACUACGGCCAGAACCAGGAUGCAUCGGGCCAAUAUGCCAACGGGGCCGGUUACCAGGCCGGGUACCAGGGGGGAUAUGACACAAGCAGCUACGGGGGUGCACAGCAGCAGCAGUAUAACUACGGCUCCAACUACGGACAAGAAGCAUCCAACUACGGCAAGGCACAGACGGGCGGUAACCAGCAAAAUGCCUACCAGCCAUACUGAGGAAGUCGAGUUGAGCAAAUAAAGAUACGAUAUUUUUGACGGGAAAUCCUGGGGGCCUGAAAUUCUAGGAAGGUGGUUGUAGCUUCGAUGAUUUUGGUGAUAAUUAAUUGUACCGAGUUGCUGACCCUUUAACCUUUGUUCUCUUUUGAAACCAUGUACACGUACAUGCCUAGCGUUGCUCCCGAGUCUGACAAGAUCUGACUGAAGGAUCGUCUUCAUUUGAUGGCGUCUGCGGGAUUUGAUGGGGUUCAGGUUUUGCUGAUGUACAGAACUAACCUUGCUUCUGAGUCUGACAAGAUCUGACAAAAGAAACACAUUCAUUUGAUGGAUUCUGUAGGAUUCAAUUGGCUGUCUGAUUUUGUUGGAUUUGGCUGGCUGCACACUCUGGAUCCUGUUGAAAUAAGCACAGUCUGUGCUUUGCUGUUGUUGGGUUCUGUUGGGUAAACUCUUGGAUACUUGUUGUUUUUGUUGGAUUCAGUCUGUUCCACGCCUGUCCGUUGCUGAAUUCUGUUCGAUUCAACAGGCUUGGCCCUUACCUGUUUGAUUUUGUUUGACUCAGAAGGGUCCGUGCUCGGCUUUUGUUGGGUUCUGUUGGAUUCAACCUUGUUUAUUGGUCUGCCCUGGAAAUAAUUAGUGCUGGGAAAAUGAGAAAUACAUUGUACAUGAUGCUGGUCUUUCACAAUCGGGCAUGUGUGAUAAUACAUGUUAGGUUACAUGCAUGUUUGUACAUGGAAGAUUUCAAUUAAGAAAUGAAAAUGAGAAAUGUUCAACCCCAAAAAACAGAAUCAUACAGAAAGAGUUGUAUCAAGCAUUGGAUCCUUGUGCUGGCUUUCACAGAAUCCAGUGUUCGAUUUGGAACAUUUUAAUUUCACACUGACUUCAUAUGAUACACGUGGAUGGACAAAGAUGACACUUGCGUUAUGUCGAGUAUGUGGCAUUGCAAACUACACCCCAAAAAAAGUUUUCCACAAGACGUCUUGCCUUUUCGUGACAAAAAAAUGUAUGUUAUCACAAAUCUUGAAAGUAUUUUCUUCAGCCACUUCAUGAGAUGAGACACAAAUCACCACAUUGCACUGCAAAUAAGUAGAGUUUGACAUUCAUUUAAACCUCUUGCUUAUCCUACAGUAAUUGGGUUUUUUUUUGGGGGGGGGGCAUAUUCAGAUUGUACACGUGUCCCGAUCUGACAAUUGGUUUGCGAUAUAUUUUGAACUUGAAAAUCUUUCCUUUUUUUUCAAAAGCUCAACAACAAAAAUUCUGCCCUGUGAAAAUGUCGGAUUUUGCAGACUAAGUAAGGCCUUUUUUUUGGGGGGGGGGGAGAUAUUUCUAACUCGUUAUGGGAAAUUUCUUUUCACAUUUUUCCUUUGCUACUUGGAGCAAAGUUUCAGUGUGUGUUGCUGCAACAUUGAGAGUUAAUUAAGGAUUGGGGCAAAAAGCAACAACCACAGAAAAACAUUGAGAUGUUGUAAAUUGGUGUUAUGGAUAUUCUUAGUGUGAUCCAAGAAGAUAAUAAAAAAAAACGUGGUUAGCUGUUAGAGCUGUAGUAUUCAGAAAAUGACAACUAAAAUCACGAGAUGUGAGUUACGACCUCCAGUUUACUGUUAUUCUCCUUCGGUGUGUAAAUUGUGUUCUGUUUCAUUGAUGAGUCCCUUUAAUACGCUGAUUUGUGUGGGCGGGGCCAUACCCAACUUGUUCUCUGAUUGGUUGGUUGCAUUUUUAGUUGUCCUCACUUCAUGUAUGGACAUGAAGUGUGUCAAAGUUACCCACCCCGAAAUCUCGCGAGACUGACGCACAACGUGAAGAUGACAAGGAGCUGUACAGGAAGCACAAGUGAUUUCUCCUUUUUCAUUUUAAAGUGUACUCAUUUUUUGUGAUCUCCAAUAUUGUAGAUGUUGCUUUUAACGAUGUGAUGUUAGUCUUCUUUGAUGUCUUAUUUGUUGAAUUUUUUUAAUUAUAAAAUGGUUAAAGGGUUUAAUAAAGUGAGCAUUCCUUAUGCAGUUAAAAGUUGCCAAAGGUUUUUAAAUCUAACUUAUUUAUGUGAACUUGUUAAAGUGUUCUUUUUAUCCAGUGUAUAAAAGUCUUAAUGUGCAAGUGCGUUUUUAAAACAACUUUUCUUAAGACAAUCUUAGUUUUAAAGUGCACUGCCACUUAACGUAAAAGUCACAUGAACAGCUGCAAUUUUUCAAUAAGAAGUAUAACUUCUUUUAACGAAAUUUGAUUUUCUUUUAAGAAAAGUCUUAUUUAAAAUUUAAAAUUUGGCCGUUUUUAAAGUGCCUUAUUUUAAAGAACCACCGGGUGUUUUAAAGUUAAAUACAAAACCUGGUGCUUGUUCGAUAAAAUUCCGAUAUUUUGUAUUGUAUAUAAAAGUGGAUCUUUCAUGGAAUUCUUUUUACAAGAAAAGUUGGAGG
Molecule: messenger RNA, 3645 nt
Organism: Patiria miniata (bat star)
Lineage: Eukaryota; Metazoa; Echinodermata; Asteroidea; Valvatida; Asterinidae
Product: heterogeneous nuclear ribonucleoprotein D-like
Exons: 9
Coding region: 59-1240 (393 amino acids)
Molecular function (GO): RNA binding
Source: RefSeq, a predicted model, not a curated record